ACUGUGUUGGCCUGACCUGUGUUGGCCUGAACUGUGUUGGCCUGACCUGUGUUGGCCUGAACCAGAAGCAACUGCGAGAUAUGGCAAACAAGGCAGCCUAUGGGGCGCUCUUCGCCUUGUUAUUUCUCUCGGCUAUUUCCGUCACUGUCAUCUGUAUAAUUGGGAGGGACGGCCUCGCCCACCACGAGAGCUUCCCCUUCUGGCAGAGGACGAUCGUGUACCAGGUCUACCCACGGUCCCUCGGCGACUCCGACGGCGACGGCGCCGGCGACCUGCGGGGCAUCAGCAGCAAGGCCGACUACCUGCACGGCCUGGGUGUCGGCACGGUGUGGCUGAGCCCGGUGUACCCGUCCCCGAUGGCCGACUUCGGGUACGACAUCGCCGACUUCGUGGGCAUCGACCCGCUCUUCGGGACCAUGGCCGACUUCGAGGAGCUGCGGGCGGCGCUGCACGACAGGGGCCUGAAGCUGAUGAUGGACUUCGUGCCGAACCACAGCAGCGACGAGCACCAGUGGUUCGCCAAGUCCAAGCGGCGGGAGGAACCCUACACGGACUACUACGUCUGGGCGGAUCCGAAGGGCUUCAACGAGACCGGCCAGCCCAUCCCGCCCAACAACUGGCUGAGUGUCUUCCGAGGGUCGGCGUGGACUUGGGUGGAAGAAAGGCAGCAGUUCUAUUACCACCAGUUUUUGGCCAAACAACCCGACCUGAACUACCGAAACGAGCGAGUGAGAGAGGAAAUGAAGAACGUGCUACGGUUUUGGCUCGACAAGGGCGUGGACGGUUUUCGGGUGGACGCUAUAACACACCUGUUCGAAGUUCAAG
This is a messenger RNA of Penaeus vannamei (Pacific white shrimp), 825 nucleotides long. Lineage: Eukaryota; Metazoa; Arthropoda; Malacostraca; Decapoda; Penaeidae. The record is from RefSeq and is a predicted model, not a curated record.